UUUAUUUCCAUUAUCAUUCGCUCACAGAACAGAAGGGAAAGUCCCGAAUGUUGAGGUAAAUUUUGUUUUUUUGGAAUUGGUUUAUAAUACAUUGAUAUAAUGUCAGGUAAUUAUAAAGAAAAAUACAAGUUUUUGAAGAGAAAGUUGAAGAUAUUACUUUACGAGCACGAAAGUCUAUCUAUUGAAGUAGAAAAAGCUCAAAGAAAAUUGUUACAAGUAUCACGAGACAACAGUUUCCUACUAGAUAGGUUGCUACAAUAUGAACAAGUGCCGGUUGAUACUUCUGAUGAUUCAGACGCUACUUUAUCAUCUGAUAGUGAACCAGAACAACCUCCCCCUUCAAAAAGAAGAAUGCAAGCAAAAGUGUUGGAUAAAACUAUCAAAUUAGAAUCAAAAGAAGCAAAUCAGAAACAGUCUAAAGCUGAGCUAGAAGCACAAGCUACUUCCAGUGUUGUUUCCAAUGUAACAAUUAAAGAAGAGAAAAUUGAUGAGGUUGACGUGGUCUUCACUAAACCUACAGAAGAUCAAGUUGAUGAUCAUUUAAAAAAUCUAAAAACUGAAAUUGAUAUUGGAAAAGAUGAAAAUAUAAAUUAAUGAAUAAGAAAUAUGUUUCUUUAAAAUUAAAUAUUUUCCUAUAAGGUCUUUGCGCAGUGGGGUAUCAUGACACAUGGGUAGUGUGGUCAUUAUAAAUAAACUGCCAACCUUACCUGUGCUAAUUUAAACUUGCUUCAGUACACAUCUAGAGUUCGAAUCCGAGGUUUCACAAAUACCAACCAUGAUUAAAUUUUGUUAUGUUUUACAUGUAUUUAGUUUUGUACUGUGUUUUGUAGUUUUUGUGUAGUAAAGGUUUGCAUAAAUAAACUUAUAUUUAUGUGGCGAAAAUGAAUACAGUGCAGUGUU
Ciona intestinalis (vase tunicate) is the source of this 900-nucleotide messenger RNA. The record is from RefSeq and is a predicted model, not a curated record. Lineage: Eukaryota; Metazoa; Chordata; Ascidiacea; Phlebobranchia; Cionidae.